Molecule: messenger RNA, 3391 nt
Organism: Oncorhynchus kisutch (coho salmon)
Lineage: Eukaryota; Metazoa; Chordata; Actinopteri; Salmoniformes; Salmonidae
Gene: aste1b
Product: asteroid homolog 1b
Exons: 8
Coding region: 136-2364 (742 amino acids)
Molecular function (GO): nuclease activity
Source: RefSeq, a predicted model, not a curated record
AAAAAUACAUUUUGAAACUCAAUCUCCCAUGGUUCCUUUCGCGCGUGUUUUGACGUAGCAGGAAGUAAACUUGUCAUGUCGAUAGGGGAGAUUCUUUUGAAGUGAAACGGGGCAGUCUAUAUAUGAUGUGAUGUGAUGGGUGUCCAUGGUCUGACCAGCUAUGUGGAGGGUAACAGGGGCUUGUUCCAGGACGUCAGGUUCAGAGACAGCAGACUUGUGAUAGAUGGCUGUAGUCUGUUCUUCAGGCUCUAUCUAAACCAUGGACUGGAUCAGGCACACGGAGGGGACUACGAUGCCUUCGCUGCCCUACUGUCUACCUUCAUCUCUGCACUGGAGGCCUGCAAUAUACAGCCUUAUGUGGUGCUGGAUGGCGGCAUGGACCCCAGUGAUAAGAAGCUGUCCACCCUGAGGCAGCGGCUGCAGAGUAAGAUCCAAGAGGCUGAGUCUCUGUCCCGGGGCCGACACGGCUCUGUCCUCCCCCUCCUCACAAGACACGUCUUCAUCCAGGUCCUCUCCCAGCGAGGUGUCCCGUUGGUCCAGUGCCCCGCCGAGGCAGACUGGGAGAUUGCCUGCCUGGCCAAUCAGUGGGGUUGUCCAGUUCUGACCAAUGACAGCGACUUUUACAUCUUUGACUUGCCAGGUGGUUAUAUUCCGUUCCGGUUCUUCCAAUGGGCCAGUGUUAGCGGUUCCCCUCCACAUCACUACAUCCCAGCCAGACGCUACACGGUCAGUGGGAUGUGCCAGCACUUCAGGGGAAUGAACCGGGAACUUCUGCCGCUGUGUGCUGUCCUGGCAGGGAAUGACUACACCACAAAACAAACCUACAAACACAUACACACACUCCUCCCUCAGCUAACCACGGGAGGGAAGAGGGGAGGCAGGGGCGGAGGGAGCCCAUCCCAUAUAGAGGGCCUCCUUCUCUGGCUCUCCUCCUUCCCUGGACCUGAGGAGGCUCUGGAGGAGGUGGGGAGACUGACAGGAGGAGUAGAAAGAGGAGGAGGAGGAGGAGGGAGAGGGAGAGGAGGAAGGGGAAGAGCAGGGAGUGGAGGAGAGAAGUCCGGCCUGUGUUCUGUGCUCUGGUCAGGCAUGCAAGAGUACCAUCUGACUCCUCAGAGCCGUCUCUCUACCUGGUUCUCUGGAGGCUCAUCCAGGUCGCCAGAGGGCCUGUGGACCGUUACUCCCUGCCCGCUGCCAGAGUGGCUGUGCUGGGCCGCAGGGAGCGGGGCGAUGGCCCCCCUGGUGCUGGAUGUCCUGGAGCUCAGGAGGGUGCUGCUCAUCCCUCAGGUGGAGAACAGCCGACUACCCAGCAGCCACUGCAGUGCCACGGCCAUACGACAGGCCCUCUACGGGAUCCUACUGGCCAAUCAGGAGCAGGGGGAGAGUGGAGAGACGGGAGACAGGGUCCAGAGACAAGGUGGACAGGAGACCCAGGUAGAGGGACAGGGAGAAAGGGGGAGGGGAGGAAGGCAGUGGGGGAGGGGGGGAAGGGGCAGAGGUCAGAAACAGGGAGUGCUUCAGGGGGGUGCAGAGCCUUCCUCAGGCAGUGGUCAGGGUGAGAACAUUGCCCCUAGCGCUGUGGAAAGUGACAGAGGUAUGAGUGUGUUUGUGGAGGAGUACGACAGACACAAUCUGAACCUGAGGAAGUGCCAGGUGGAGCCACGGACCCCUGGAACCAUUCUACACCUUGAGACACUCUGCCAGGCUCCUGUGUCAGUUCGUCUGGGAGUGCUGUAUGAUGUUCUGGGGGUGAAGGAGUCUUCUCUGUCCCCCCUACCUCCUCACCUUAGGCUGGCCCUUGGAGUGACUGGGUUCUGGAGGAGAGAGGCCAGACCUUUUCCCUCUCUACCGCAGGUACAGGCUCUGCUGCUGGGCAUGGUCCAUGGAGAGAUGGCCCGGAACACUCAUCCUGGACAGAACCAGAACACAGCCACAGAACGGAACCUGUGGAUGAAGCUUCGCCUGCGGCCAGGAGACAGGCGGGGUUUCGAUGUGGGCGUGGCUCAUUCCCUCAGCCAAUGGCAGGCCUGCCUGUGGAGUGUACUCAGUCUGAACCAGCUACUGUGUCUGCCCCUGCCUGAACCAGACACAGCAUGGUUAUUCAGUGGUAGUCUGGUCCAUGGUUUGGUUGGCCGUCUGAGAGGGGGUUGUUCUCCUGAAUCUCUUCUGGCUGCAGCUCCUCUCUCUGGGCAUAUCUACCGCUCCCUACUGGCUGCUCUGGAGGACUGCAUGCUAAAUACACUACCCUCAUCAUCAUCAGGGAGGAGGAAGAGGGGGAGAGGAGGAGCAAAAGGAGGAGCCCCUUCCUCCCAGGAGAUCAACAACAGGUUUGCUCUGCUGAUGACUGAGGAAGAGGAUGAAGAGUGAGAGGAGUGAGGAGACUGUAGGUUCUUUCUAGUCAACGUGGUGCUCAAAUAAACGUUGUUCCUCUUUUCACAGCUUAGAAAGAGAGGAGUGGGAUGAAAAGAAAGAGAUGGCCUGUGGGACACUAUUUUAGGAAGCAUUAAUCCAUAUGAUAUAAACCCACUCAGGGAAUGCUGCGUUUCAAUGACGAUUCUAAAUGAUUAACAUUUCUAUUUCUGAUGAAACUCUUCCUUUUAAUUAGGACAUAUACAUAUGGCCUUCAUGAGGCCUUUACAGCAGCUAAUGCCAUCUUGACAAGCAGCUGAUGUCACCUUGUCAGCAUGAGUCUACACAAAACAUUGAGCCUUUAAACUGUUUUUAAUUAAAUGUGUAAACUCAAUGAUGUGCAUAUUGUUCUUAUCAUUAGUCUCAAUGUCCACAUAGCAACCUAACUAUUAGUAACCAAAUAAAAACAUGUUCAGUUCCAGCUUUGUUUAUUAUCAAUUUCAUGUAACAGUCAUCACAUACAUACAGUAGUAAAAAUGCUAAUGUUUCUUCUAUAACCUCAGACAUUACAUUUCAUUGCAGUACAAUAUAAAACAGUACAAUUAAAUACACACAAUAGCAUAAAAUACAUAGUAUAGAAUCAUAUUUUCAAAUUCUUGAGCUGCACUUGAUUUCAUUUACACGGUAAAAUACAACCAAUGGAUUAGUUCCAAAAGUGCUAUCUACUUUCAAGUACUUAAAAGUACCUGACCCAGGUCUGAUAAAAACAUGUUUAGUUGAGACUAAGUGUAUCAGCUGAGAGCUCUUAGAUCAGUCGUUGAUCUGUAGCUUUAACAAUGAGCUUCUGUCCGAAGACAAUCAUCACUGAGUGACUUUCAUGUUAGUAUUUUCCCAGUUCUAUGUUCUGCUAGUCAGCACCUCGCCUCAGAGUGUGUUCUCUAUGAUUUCUGUCAAUGUGAAGCUUCAACAUGAUUCCACUACAGCAGUUUCAUACCACACUGACCAGCUCUCGUCCUCCAAAUAAAACCACAACAGAUAAAACCUU